AGUGUUGCUGUCGAGACACUGGAUCUAGCAACCUCUGUACAAAACGGUUUUAUGUAUCUUAGCUAACUAGGGUAUUGUUAGCUUGAGUACAUAUGUCAACUAUUUUAUUUACGUUGCAAUCGCUUUAAUAUAACGUAUAUUCUAGGCUUGGUCGCACUAUCUAACGUUAACAUCAAACGUUUUAGCUAGCUUAUUUCGAGAGCUUUUUGCUUUGCAAACUAGCCAUGGAUAACAUUAUUGAUCCAACAUCAGAACAAGGUCUCCUCCCUCUGUUCUCCUUGCGUCUCCUGGUUCCACCUCUACGCCUGAUGUGCGCUUUCAUGUGGCAAGUGACUCAACAGGGUAAUGUGAUGCAGUAUGGGAAGCUGGAGGAAUUUGUGACUUUGGUGACAGAGAUGGUUCCAGAGCUGCUGAACUCCAGGCAGAGGACCCAACUCAUCCUGGGACUGAGAGCAAGGAUGGUUUUAGAGUUGUGUCGCAGUGCGGGCAGAGUUGACCUCCUGACCAUCCAGGCCCACCUGGACAUAAUCCACACGUUGACAGAAAAAUCCUUACACAAAGAGAGUCAUGGUGAUGAAUUGGACGCUGCAGAUUCUAACUUUGUGGAGCUAGUCCAAACCCUGCUGGGAGACCCUUCUGAGAGGGAGCAUUUCUUCCAGGAGGUGUUCCCAGUCCACUAUGGCCCUCGGUAUGACACAGCGCUGCAGACACUGGUGUGGGAGUUCCUCUCCAGACUGGAGGAGCUGCUGCCUGUACCAGACCUCACGCAGACAACAGCAUGGCUCAGUGCUGCCCCCUCUGUCCUGGAGGAAUGUGGACAGACUGUCUUUGACCCUGAACAACUGAAGACAGUGUUGCAGCACCAUCAGCAUCAUGGAAACCUGAACAAUAGUCAUGUCUCUAAUUACACCACAGAUACCAUCCUGACCACACUGUCCCUCCCUCCAAUAAUCAGAGUUGUUAUUAACUACGAACCAGACAACUCUGACAAUGUGAGGCCAUUCUCAGAUGACGAUGAAGACCACAAUGAAAUCCUGGAUGAAGGCACUGAUAGAUGUUUGGAGGAUCUAGGACUGUCAACAUCACAGGAACAGGAGGGUCUGUCACCUGCAGAGACCUCAGUGUUGGUUACUCCAGUACCCCGUGAUGAAUUGAACUUGGAUCAUUCUCUCAACGUAAUGGUGAAUGCUGACGAGCCAUGCCAGGUUCUUACCUGCACUCUGCCGCCAUUCUCUCACAGUGAAAUGGCCAACCUCUGCAAGGACAAUACCGACCAAGUAGAAAAGGAUAGAAAGCAGAUUGACAAGAAAGAAGAAGUGGUCAGAAAAGGGGACAAAAAGAGGUUGAUCAAACCGGUUGACAAGAAAAAAGAGGGAUCCCCUGCACCCCAGAACAGGACUCAUACAUAUCUCCCUCUGUUCUCCCUGCGUCUCCUGGUUCCACCUCUACGACUGAUGUCAGCUUUCAUGUGGCAAGUGGCUCAAGAGCGUAAUGUGAUGCAGUAUGGGAAGCUGGAGGAGUUUGUGACUUUGGUGACAGAGAUGGUUCCAGAGCUGCUGAGCUCCAGGCAGAGGACACAACUCAUCCUGGGACUGAGAGCAAGGAUGGUUUUAGAGUUGUGUUGCAGUGCGGGCAGAGUUGACCUCCUGACCAUCCAGGCCCACCUGGACAUAAUCCACACCUUGACAGAAAAAUCCUUACACAAAGAGAGUCAUGGUGAUGAAUUGGAGGCUUCAGAUUCUAACUUUGUGGAGCUAGUCCAAACCCUGCUGGGAGACCCUUCUGAGAGGGAGCAUUUCUUCCAGGAGGUGUUCCCAGUCCACUAUGGCCCUCGGUAUGACACAGCGCUGCAGACACUGGUGUGGGAGUUCCUCUCCAGACUGGAGGAGCUGCUGCCUGUACCAGACCUCACGCAGACAACAGCAUGGCUCAGUGCUGCCCCCUCUGUCCUGGAGGAAUGUGGACAGACUGUCUUUGACCCUGAACAACUGAAGACAGUGCUGCAGCACCAUCAGCGUCAUGGAAACCUGAACAAGAGUCAUGUCUCUAAAUACACUGCAGAUACCAUCCUGUCCACACUGUCCAUCCCUCCAAAAAUGAGAGUUGUUAUUAACUACGAACCAGACAACUCUGACAAUGUGAGGCCAUACUCAGAUGACAAUGAAUGCAUAGAUAAGGGGGUAGAGAUCAGUGAAUAUGAAGACCACAAUGAAAUCCUGGAUGAAGACACUGAUAGAUGUUUGGAGGAUCUAGGGCUGUCAACAUCAGAGGAACAGGAACAGGAGGGUCUGUCACCUGCAGAGACCUCAGUGUUGGUUACUCCAGUACCCUGUGAUGAAUUGGACUUGGAUCAUUCUCUCAACGUAAUGGUGAAUGCUGACGAGCCAUCCCAGGUUCUUACCUGCACUCUGCCUCCAUUCUCUCACAGUGAAAUGGCCAACCUCUGCAAGACCGACCAAGUAGAAAAGGACAGAAAGCAGGUUGACAAGAAAGAAGAGGUGGUCAGAAAGGGGGACAAAAAGAGGGUGAUCAAACCGGUUGACAAGAAAAAAAAGGUGGUCAGAAAGGGAGACAAAAAGAGGGUGAUCAAACCGGUUGACAAGAAAAAAAAGGUGGUCAAAAAGAGGGUGAUCAAACCGGGUGACACGAAAAAAGAGGGAUCCCCUGCACCCCAGAACAGGACUCAUACAUGUGAGUGUGGGAAGGUUUUCAAAAAACCAUCACUGUUGACGCUACAUAUGGGAGUUCACACGAUGCCAUAUCAUUGUGACCAGUGUCCCAAACGAUAUGCUACUCCUGGGGCACUGAAAAAACACCAGCUACUUCACACAGAAGAAAGACCAUUCGCAUGUGAACACUGUGACCGGAAGUACAGGAGUGCUUAUGAUCUCAAAGUGCACGUACGCAUUCACUCUGGGGAGCGCCGUCACAUGUGUACUGUCUGUGGUAAGAGGUUUACCCAGCAGUGUGCACUAGUGAGGCACACGCGAAUGCAUGCUGGGGAGAAGAAUUAUUUAUGUAGCAUAUGUGGUAAGGCAUUCCUUACCUCAGGAGAACUGCGGUUGCAUACACGAACGCACACAGGAGAAAACCCCCACACCUGUAAACAUUGUGGAAAGGGUUUCAAAGUAUCUUGCCAUCUUAUGGUUCAUCUGCGAUCUCACACAGGCGAGCGUCCUUACGCCUGCACCCAAUGCCCCAAAUCUUUCACUACCUCAGACUCUCUUAGAACGCACAUAUAUACACACACUGGGGAGAAACCUCACCGGUGCUCAGAGUGUGGGAAAACAUUUACUCAAAGGGGUAAUAUGGUAAAUCAUAUGAGAAGAGUUCAUCGACCGGUUAAGAUUCUCCAUAAGUACUCCCAACACAGACAAAGUCUCGUAAAAAAAAAAACUAUGUAGGAGUUAACUCCAAUGUAAAUACUAGCAGUAUACACGUGAUUUUACAGGUCCUCUUUUGUAUAUCAGAUUAUCAUACCAAAACAUGUUUUUCAAUAAACUUCUUCCGAUUUUUCAUGUCUACACAUGAUAUUUGAGACUACAAAUAACGAUAAUGAUUUUAGAAACGGGAUUAUGAUUUACAUUGACCCAAUUUAAAAUGGUUUAAACCUCCAGAUUCCUUUACGCUUGUAAAAUAUGCAGAAACAAUGCAUCCCCAACUACAUCCCGUGUUGUUCAGGGAGAUCUGAAAACUUUCGGUUCAAGAUGUCUCUUUAAUUGUGUACAAUUAAUUGUGUAAAAAAUGUGGGCACAGUCAGAAUGUUGAAGAUCAGAACUUAUGUUAGAGCAAGGUAUAAACGGGCUUGAUUCAGUCUGCAUUGCAGAAUGAUCGUAGAAGAUUUGCGUUAUAGCGCGAUUAAAAUUGAAAGGCACUGUUCCUGCAUUUGCGGAGACUGUGUUCAUGGUAAACACUGCAUAUGUCGACUCAAUCGGAAAUAACCUUUAAAUUUGUACACAGAUCUUCUGUGAUACGGAUUGAAUCCAGCCAUGGUCUAUACAUUUCUCUCCCAGAUCUGCAAAACCAGUGGUCCAGGGUUCAAAUCCAUCUUUUCUUAUGUGUUGGAUUAUUGAGAUACAUACACACUAUGAUUGAACAAAUCUGCCAAUCCUCAAGUGGCAUAUUAGGAUUGUUCCAAGACACAAAAUCAUUUGUGGACAGACAAGAUUGUGGCGUCUAAUCCUCUGUUCCUAAUUUCUUUACAUUUGGUAAUAUCAUUCAUUGAAUGAGUCAGCUGUGACACAAUAUUAGUGCUGCAGAACAACAAAAUGAGUUCAAAUAUUGUCUUUUCAUUUGAGUUGAAGUCCGCUACAACACAAGGACAAACUUUCAACACUGGUCUAAAUGUAUUAAGCAUUUCAUAUAAUAUCAGUUUAUUACAAUGAUGUCAUGGAUGUGGCAAAGUCAUUUCUCUCAGAUGUUUGUGGGGAAAAAGAAGUAGAACAUGUCAUUCUCAUACUUGACAGCUCCGUCUGAAAUGUUGGCAGAACUUCCUUCCAGUCGUUUACUCUUUGGGCUGGUUUCCCGGACAUAUCGUCAGCCUAGUCCUAGAAUAUAAACUGUGUUCACGGGAGAUUCUCUAUUGAACGUCCUUC
Messenger RNA from Oncorhynchus keta (chum salmon), 4595 nucleotides. RefSeq lists its product as uncharacterized. Bases 225 to 3404 code for a protein of 1059 amino acids. Gene Ontology annotation, biological process: telomere capping; regulation of telomere maintenance via telomere lengthening. Lineage: Eukaryota; Metazoa; Chordata; Actinopteri; Salmoniformes; Salmonidae. Gene Ontology annotation, cellular component: shelterin complex. The record is from RefSeq and is a predicted model, not a curated record. Gene Ontology annotation, molecular function: telomeric repeat DNA binding. The transcript is spliced from 15 exons.